AUGGGCAACCGACGCUACAUCCAUCCAUCUCAGAAAGAAAUGAUUCUGCAGCUUUCUGAUUCUCUCUCCCCUAAGGACAUUGCAGACCUCACCGGCAUCGCAAAUCAGUCGGCAUGUAGCAGCACUCACCCGUCAUCGCUACGAGCAACAAUGUCUGACAAUAUUGUCCUCACUGUUGAUGGCAACGGCGGCGAGCUAGAAUCAUCGGCAGCGGGCAUGUUGCUGUUAGGGAAAGCGUGUGGAGGGAGCUCUCUUCUCGUGCUUGUCCUCCAUUUCGGACCAUGCCAGCCGGUUGGCGCGUUGGAACUUGUCGGAGCGGGGAGCCACCGGACUCAUGGCCAAGGCUUCACCGGUCACCUACAGCGACUUCGUCCACGAACGAAAGAAGAGACAAUACCACAUCCAAAGUUGGUCACUAGUGCCGGGCGAACGACUGCAAUCUUGUCAAUCAAGGCUAGCGCUCAUUUCCAACUUACCAUAUCGUGUCAGACCGUCGAUAAUAUCCGCUCGGCCGCAGACCUGGUAGACACGAUCAAGUACCUCGUCGGGGAACGUGCGAAGGGCCUUGACUUGGGCUGCCGUAAUGAUGGGGAAGACUUCAGCGUGCAACAGACAAGCCUCAGAGCAGGCGGUGAACGCGUCGCGGCGCCGAGAGACGGGAUGACUGAAUGCUGGACGAGGUGGUGGUCAGGAGAGAGCAAACCAAAAAAUCUGGGCGCCCGCGAAGAUAUUGUCAGGGUCUGCCCUUACGCGGGCUCCUCGGAGUCCUUUGACGACCUCUUGCCAUGGCCCAGCAGCUUGGUGGCCAGUGUCGCGCAGCACCCUUUCUCACUCUGCUCUUCGAGCUUGCUCCUGGUCAACCCAUAUCCUUGAACCUUGAGCAGCCACCAACCGCUGACUGGUCUCAUGCUCCGUAAAACCCAACUCGAAUGGAAGCUGAGCUUCCUCGAACGCUUUGCGGUCUACGCUCAUCGUGUCCAAUUGGGUAACGACCCGGAGACAUACUAUGCGCCUUCUGGCGGUGUCUUCGAUUCCCCAUUAGGUUUGAUACAGUGAGUAGGUCGCCGUCGUGGCCAUCGUGUCCCCCGAAAGGUGCAGCCCACAGGUACACCCGCGAUGCAUUCUGCCACUGCGGCUUCGUCAUGCUUCGCACUAAUAUUAAAGCACGGGAAGUCCCCAAGCGUAUGUAUUAGUCGGAAUUCUCUGGGAGAAGCUCAUGUCCGCAGAAGUUCUGCGCCUCCACUCCGACCGCUCGCGGACUUUUAUGGCUGCGU
Molecule: messenger RNA, 1274 nt
Organism: Fomitopsis serialis
Lineage: Eukaryota; Fungi; Basidiomycota; Agaricomycetes; Polyporales; Fomitopsidaceae
Exons: 7
Coding region: 1-873 (290 amino acids)
Source: RefSeq, a predicted model, not a curated record